CUUGGUUGGCUUGUUUUAAAAAAUACCAACGAGUUCAACAACAGGGCGGGUCCAUUUUUAUUUUUCUUUUAAAAAAGUACGUAUAAACAAACAAAUUAACCCAAAUUCUUGUGCAUUAUUUGAGGCAUUAAAUCAGGACAGUUUUAUUGAUACAUCAACAUGCCCUCCAUAUCAACUUGUUGGUCUCCCUGUUUCUGGCACAUGAAUGUUAGAGAGGGCACAUUUGCCGUUGCAUUCUACACCACAUUUUUCCCAAUAGUCAUAAUAGCCUAUACAGCUUAUGUGAUGCGUGGAGGAGAUUCUGCCCAGUUUUAUCUGCCCUACUUUGAAGCUGAUGUGAAAGAUACAAUGCAGUCUGUUGGGGCCAUAGCUAUUCUUUUUUGCUUGAUGUUCAUCAUUUGCUCCUUCAUGUUGGUGCAAGGUGUCAGAAAAGAGUACAGAGGUCUUUUCUUUCCUUGGAUGAUCUGCAUGACACUUGUUGUUUUAUUUCAAGCUGUUUAUGGCUUGUGGAUCAUCAUUGGUUAUUACAUUCUAUGGAAUGUAUUUGUUUCAAUCGUCAAUUGGAUUUGGAUGGCCGCCAAUAUGUAUUUCUUCAUGUGCGUUUGGAGCCAGUACGAAAUCGUGACAGAGUUGCAAGCCCGGCACAUCGAGCUGCUCUACCCGUAAAAAUGUAUACGACGUGUUCCUCCUCUCUUCUCUCUCACUCUUUUAUCACCAGAAGGUAGAUCCAUUUUGGUGUGUAGCAGCUCACCAUUCUCCAACAACAGCAGAGGCCAAAAAAAAAAGAAAAGUUAAUCUCGGCCCUUAAUCUCGACUCUUAAAUCUCAUGCAACAUUUAUAUACAACCGUCCCCUGUCAAUUGCAAUGAUUGUGCCUUACGGAGACCUCAAUGGAUCUGGUCUUGAAUGCAGCAGCAGCACAACAUGGUCGUUAUCGUGUGAGCAGAUCCUUUGACCCUUGUUUUUCUUUCCUUCUCUCUCCUUUUUCCCUCCUGUUGGACAUUUCGAUUCUCUCACGAUUCCUUGAACCAAGUCCGUCCGUUCCAUGAUGCCAUUCCAACGAAAAACAAAAAUAAAAAGGAAUAAAAAAAAGAUUUGAAUACAUGGCUUUGAUAAAA
This is a messenger RNA of Daphnia pulicaria, 1117 nucleotides long. RefSeq lists its product as uncharacterized. NCBI's taxonomy places the organism in Eukaryota, Metazoa, Arthropoda, Branchiopoda, Diplostraca, Daphniidae. The coding region runs from base 160 to 666 and encodes 168 amino acids. The transcript has 6 exons. The record is from RefSeq and is a predicted model, not a curated record.